CAACGAGUCGUUCAAUGUUGUUCAGUCAUCAACUGAAUUCGUGACUGGCAACGUCGCCUCUGUGUGUGCCGCCCGCCAGUGUGUUUGUCACUGUCUGUGUGUGUGUGUGAGUGCGAGUGCGUGUGUGUGACUGUGCGUUCGUUGUCUCUCUAACUGUUAACGCUACGCUGCUGACUGUGUGUUUUGUGGACGCUACUGCAACUAACUGACUGUGGUUGUAACUCACAGAGAUCUUCUGUCUGUCUCCCGCAUUUGUCUCGUGGAGUCGGUCGAAUAAGAAUCAGAAUCAGUAUCAGAAUCCCAAUCAAAACUCAUAUUUAUUAAAAAAUAAAAAUAAAAAUACAAAACACGAAUAUUGACAACAGCAGCAGCAGCAAUAACAACGAAGCACAUCAACAACCACAACAGCAACAACAACAUCGACAACAACGACAACAAGAAUAUAAAAAAAAAUUAAAAAAUUUAAUAACUGUAUUUUCAGUUUAUACAAUUUUUUUGAUCUAUUUUUUUUUACCACACGAUUCAUUUACAAUUACUACAACAACAUCAACAACAAAUCAAAGAAAGCAACAACAAGCAUAAAUAUCAAUAAAUUUAUAUACAACAAAAAUUCAAAAUAAAUCAAGAAAGCAAGAAAAGUGUGCGCGAGUGUCACAAGUGUAAACAACAAUAACAACAACAACAACAGCAACAACAAUCGGAGUGCAACAUCAACAACAGCAAACAAACAAACAAACAAACAAACAACAAAGCAACAAGCAACAUGCAACAAAGCCGCUUACAAGUUUAAGCCAAAAGAAGACGGGAAACAACAAAUUUGCAAAUUCAAAUCAAAGAAAUCCAAUCAGAAUUUUACGUUGCUCCCCCUCCAACAACCCCUCCAACGCCCCCUCGCCUAAUCGCUCUUGGAGAGGAGAAGAAAACACCAAUGGCAAGAAAAUUCAAUGCCGACGCAAUUGUUGCAACAACAACAACAACAUCGACAACAUCGACAACAACAACAAACAAACACGCCUCGUGUUGUGUUUAGUGCAAGUGUUGUGCGUGUGUGUGCGUGUGUGUUUCUUCCAAGUGUGUGUCUGUGUGUGUGCAACAACAACAACAGCAACGACAACAAAUCAAAGCUUGGCACAUGCAACAAAUACAAAUGAAUUAGCAACAUCAAAAUUGGCACCAAACAAAUAAAAACAAAAUUGAUGGAUUUUUUUUGAGCACGUAAAAAAAGAAACAACAAAUACAAAGUAAAGAAAAGCCGCUAACAAAACAAAACAAAACAAAGCCAAGAAGAAGAAGAAGAGGAAGAAGCUGAAAGAAGUGCGUGAAUAUUUGUUUAUGUGUCUCUCUCGCUCUCUCUUAGUGUAUGUGUGUGUGUGUCUCUCUCCCUCUCGCUCACUCGCUUAAUGCAAUUAACUAAAACUUAAGAGGAGAAGAACCAACAAAAAAACAACAAUAAAAAAAAACACAGUUGACGCGCUCUCAAAUGCCUCAACAAACGGUUGAACGGUUGCUGAACUAUCAGCGAUAAAAGCAACAACAACAACCACAAAAACUGCAACUGCAACAUAACCACAACAACACAACACUACAACAACAACAACAAAGAAUCGCCAACAUCCAAAGACAGCCCACGAAUGCAGCCAACAUUGCCACAAGCCGCUGGGACAGCCGAUAUGGAUCUGACGGCUGUUCAAUCAAUCAACGAUUGGUUUUUCAAAAAGGAGCAAAUUUAUUUAUUGGCACAAUUUUGGCAACAGGUAAUUGCAACGCACAAAGUGAACCAUAAUUUAGGCAACUGGGUUAACCAGCGACCAGAGAUCCGCGCUACUUUAGCCGAGAAGGAAGUGAAUACACUCAAGGAGCAACUAUCCACAAGCACGCCCGGCAGCAACAGCGACAGCAACAGCAAUAGCGAUAACAACAGCGAGAACAAUAACACAGCAGCAACCACAGCAGCAGCAGCAGCAGCGGCAGCAGCAGCGGCAGCAGCAGCUUUAAUCAAAGCCGAAGAGGAGGCAACGGGUGACAGCGACAAGCUGUUGAACAGCUCGAUUGUUGCAGCGGCCAUCACGCUGCAGCAACAGAACGGCGGCAAUCUGCUGGCCAACACAAACACACCGUCGCCAUCGCCGCCGUUGCUGAGCGCCGAGCAGCAGCAACAGUUGCAGAGCAGUCUGCAGCAGAACGGCGUCGGCGGCGCCUGUUUGAAUCCGAAGCUCUUCUUCAAUCACGCCCAACAGAUGAUGAUGGCUGCGGCUGCGGCGGCAGCGCAACAACAACAGCAGCAACAAUCGCCAAUGCAUUCGCCCGCUGCAGCAGCCAACAGCAACAACAGCAACAGCAAUACAACGACAGCAGCAACACAAGUAACAAACACAGCAACAGCAACAGCAACAACAACUGCGACAGCAACAGCACUUGCGACAGCAGCAACACUUCCACAGCCAGCUGAAGCCACAGCAGCAGCAGCAGCAGCAACUGCGACAGCAGCAACCACAGUUGGCAACAAUGAUGAUGAUGAGGACGAUGAUGAGGAGGAGGAUGCCUCGAUGCAAUCGAAUGUGGCACAUGCUGAUGGCGAACCCGACAUCGACGACGAUGAUAUGGAGCUGGAACGUGAGCAUAUUGCCGCCGACAGUGGCAAUGUGGCUGCUGCUGCUGUUGCUGUUGCUGUUGAGCAGCCAUCAGCAAGAACUGAAAAUAUUAUCGAUGCGACGGCGACAACGCAACACAACGAUGAAGAUGACGAUGAUGAAGAUGUUGAUGGUGAUAAUGAUGAUGAUGAUGUUGCGGAAGCGGAGGACGACGAUGAUGAUGAUGGGGAAGCUAGUUUAAAUGUUAGCAAUAAUCAUAAGAACAACAACAACAACAACAACACGGAUAGUUGUAGUCGAAAGAACAGUGAACAGAAGACGCAACAUGUUGCACUGCGUGAUAAUAAUAAUGUAAAUGAGCAACAUGUGGCACACAGUGUCGAGGACGAGGAUUGCACCAACAACAACAACAACAACAACAACACCAACAGCAACAACAACAACAACACCAACACAACAACAACAAAUGAGAAGCGCAAAAAGCGCAGCAACAACAACAAUCAACCCGCUGUUUUAUUAGCUGCCAAAGACAAAGAGGUAAGCAAGUCAUCCUUACACACAUCGCUGACUAGCAUUAAAGCACUUUUGGAUGAGCUGCAACGCCUGCGCGCUCUGGAGCAAACUCACCUGGUACAAAUCCAAAGGCUCGAGGAGCACUUGGAGGUGAAGCGACAGCACAUCAUGCGUUUGGAGGCGCGUCUCGAUAAGCAACAGAUCAACGAGGCAUUGGCCGAGGCAACUGCAUUGGCAGCCGCUGUCAAUGCGGCAGCCACCAACAACAACAACAACAAUAACAACAACAAUACCAAUAGCAAUAUCAAUAAUAACAACAACACAAACAGCAACAACAACAACAACAACAGUCACAGUAGUCAAAGCAGUGAACACAACAAUGAGACGACAACAGCAGCCACAACAACAGCAACAACAACAACAACAGAUCUGACAUCGACUCAUCAGCACGAUGAUGACGAUGACGAUGACAACGAUCACGAUCAUAAUGAGCUGCGCGAUGACGAUGAGGAUAUGGAAAUCACCAGCAACGAUCAACAGCAGCAGCAGCAGCAACAGCAAACAUCAGUUACCAAUAAUCGUCGGCAUGUGGAUGAUGAGGAGGAUGGCGAGGAGCAGGAUGCUGAAAUGUCCAAUGCCACAGCCACAGCGGAGAGCAAUGAGCUGAAAAUCAAAAAGGAGCACCACAGUCCACUGGAUCUGAACGUGCUCAGUCCACAGUCGGCCCUCGCCGCUGCCGCUGCAGCAGCUGCAGCCGCCGCCUGCGCGAAUGAUCCAAACAAAUUCCAAGCUCUGCUGCUAGAACGCACAAAGGCGCUGGCUGCUGAGGCGCUGAAGAAUGGCGCCAGCGAUGCGGUCAACGUCAACAGCGAUGAUGCCGGACCACUUGCACAUCCCCAUCACCAGCAACAGCAGCAACAGCAGCAGCAGCAGCAACAGCUGCCACACCAGCUGCAACAGCAACAUCACCUCAACAGCAGCAACAGCAGCAGCAGCAGCGAUCCCUUGGCCCAUCAUCAUCAGCAGCAGCAGCAGCAACAGCAGCAGCAGCAGCAACUUCAUCAUGCACAUGGGCAACAUCAUUUGCAUCAUUUGCAUCACAACGAUUCAAACUCAUCCAGCGCCAACAGCACACCCAACAGCACCACAGCUCAGCUGGCGGCGAGCAUUGCCAACACACUGAACGGCAACAAGUCGCUGUUGCAGGCUGCGGCUGCGGCCAAUGUGGCUGCCGCCGCUGUCGCCGUUGGCGAGGACAACAACAACAGUCUGACACCGAAUGCGAAUGCCGCUGUCGCCGCAGCGGCGAUGGCUGCACAUGCUCAGCAUGCCGCAGCCUUGGGUGCCCCAAAUUUCUUGCCCAGUCUGCCCAGUUUGCCGGCAUUUCAGUUUGCUGCCGCUGCGGCAGCUGGCCAAGAUGCACGGGCGCAUUUCCGAUUCGCCGACGCCGAGUUGCAACUGCAGCCGGGUGUCUCGAUGGCCGGUCGCCUCGGUGAGUCCCUCAUACCCAAGGGCGAUCCCAUGGAGGCCAAGCUGCAGGAGAUGCUCCGCUACAACAUGGACAAAUAUGCGAAUCAGGCGCUCGAUACGCUGCACAUCUCGCGACGCGUUCGCGAGCUCCUCUCGGUGCACAACAUCGGCCAGCGUCUGUUUGCCAAAUACAUUCUCGGCCUGUCGCAGGGCACCGUCUCGGAGCUGCUGAGCAAGCCGAAGCCGUGGGACAAGCUCACCGAGAAGGGACGCGACAGCUACCGCAAGAUGCAUGCCUGGGCCUGCGAUGACAACGCUGUCAUGCUGCUCAAGUCUCUCAUACCCAAGAAAGAUUCUGGCCUGCCACAAUACGCUGGACGCGGCGCUGGCGGCGAUGAUUCCAUGUCCGAGGAUCGCAUUGCCCACAUUCUCAGCGAGGCCUCGUCGCUCAUGAAGAGCAACGCAGUUGCCGCACAGCAGCAACAGCAACAGCAGCAGCAGCAGCAGCAGGAGCAUCAACGUCGUCACGACGAUACGCACAGCAAUGAGGACAGCAAAUCGCCGCCACAGAGCUGCAGCUCUCCAUUCUACAAGGUCGAGCUGAAGCAGCAGCUGCAGCAGCAACAACAGCAGCAGCAACAGCAGCAGCAACAGUUGCACGUCUCCGCGAAGCAUGCGCAACGCGAGCAGCGCGAAGCAGCAGCCGCUGCUGCCGUUGUUGCCCAGCAGCAACGCGAGCAGCGCGAACAACGCGAAGCCGUGCAACGUGAGCAGCAGCAGCGACUGCGUCACGAGGACUUGGCUCAGGACAAGAUGGCGCGUCUCUAUCAGGAGCUGAUGGCGCGCACCCCACGCGAAGCAACCUUCCCAAGCUUUUUGUUGUCGCCAUUCUUGGGCGGCGCCGCGUGCAUGCCCGGUGCAGCGGCCAAUCCAUUCCCGACGGCCAUGGCCACCGAUGAGAACAUGCGACACGCGUUUGAGCGCGAGAUCGCCAAGCUGCAGCAGCAACACCAACAGCAGCAGCAGGCACAGGCGCAAGCUCAGGCCCAAGCGCAGGCCGCCAACUUUCCCAACUUUUCCAGUCUGAUGGCGCUGCAGCAGCAGGUGCUGAAUGGCGCCCAGGACUUGUCGCUAGCCGGCAAGGACAUCAAGCUGAACGGACAGCGCGUCGAUCAGCACAGCGGCGGCAGCAGCAGCUGCUCCAAGGACGGCGAACGCGUCGACGACGAUCGCAGCAGUUUUCCCGCUCUGCCGCCUGUGCGCAAGACCGAAGGCGGUGGCAACACACCAGCUCCAUCCGUUGUGCCUUCGGCCGUGUCAGGGGGAGGCAACUCGCAACCCUCAACAGCAACUGCUGUGGUUGCUGGCAACAGUGGCGGACAGCACGGCAGCAACUCGGCGGCGCCCAGUCCGCUGAGCAACUCGAUAUUGCCGCCAGCGCUGAGCAACCAGGGCGAAGAGUUUGCGGCAACUGCGAGUCCAUUGCAGCGCAUGGCGAGCAUCACAAACUCGCUGAUCACACAGCCCCCGGUGACGCCGCAUCACUCGACACCGCAGCGACCGACGAAAGCGGUCCUGCCACCGAUCACCCAGCAGCAAUUCGAUAUGUUCAACAACCUCAACACCGAGGACAUUGUGCGACGCGUCAAGGAGGCCCUCAGUCAGUACAGCAUCUCGCAGCGUUUGUUCGGUGAAUCGGUGCUCGGUCUGUCCCAGGGAUCCGUCUCAGAUCUCCUGGCCCGCCCCAAGCCGUGGCACAUGCUGACGCAGAAGGGUCGCGAACCGUUCAUACGCAUGAAGAUGUUCCUCGAGGAUGAGAAUGCGGUCCACAAGCUGGUGGCCAGCCAGUACAAGAUCGCACCCGAGAAGCUGAUGCGCACGGGAAGCUACAGCGGCAGUCCCCAGAUGCCCCAGGGACUGGCGAACAAGAUGCAGGCCACGCUGCCCAUGCAGAAGAUGAUGAACGAACUGAAGCUGCAGGAGCCGCAGGCCCAACACAUCAUGCAACAGAUGCAAGCAGCCGCCGCGAUGUCCGCGGCCAUGCAGCAGCAGCAACAGGCAGCGGCCGCCCAAGCCGCAGCCGUGCAGCAAGCCCAAGCCCAAGCGGUGCAGCAGCAGCAGCAACAGAGCCAGCAGCAACAGCAGCAGCAACAGGUUGUUGCCGCCCAGCAACAGGCCCAGGCACAGCUCCUACACCAUCAGAACAUGCUGCUCACCUCGCCCGGUCUGCCGCCUCAGCAUGCGAUCAGUCUCCCCGCGGCCAGCACGCCCGGCGGACAGUCGAGCGGCAGCGGCAGCGGUGCCGCAGGCAUUGUGACGCCGGUGAGUGGGGGUGAGAAGAAGCCGAUGCUGAUGCCGGUGCAUGGCGGAGCGCACACACCGAAUGCGAUGCGCAGCUUGCAUCAGCACAUGUCGCCGACGGUGUACGAGAUGGCGGCAUUGACGCAGGAUCUGGACACACACGACAUUACCACAAAGAUCAAGGAGGCGCUGCUGGCGAACAACAUUGGCCAGAAGAUCUUCGGGGAGGCGGUUCUCGGACUGUCGCAAGGCUCCGUCUCGGAGCUGCUAAGUAAACCGAAGCCCUGGCACAUGCUGUCGAUUAAGGGACGCGAACCGUUCAUUCGGAUGCAGCUGUGGCUGAGCGAUGCCAACAACGUGGAGCGUCUGCAGCUGCUGAAGAACGAGCGGCGGGAGGCGAGCAAGCGUCGCCGCAGCACCGGACCCAAUCAGCAGGACAACAGCAGCGACACCUCGAGCAACGACACCAACGACUUCUACACGAGCAGCCCCGGUCCGGGCUCGGUGGGUUCGUCGGUGAGCGGUGCACCGCCCAGCAAGAAGCAGCGUGUGCUCUUCUCCGAGGAGCAGAAGGAGGCGCUCCGUCUGGCCUUUGCCCUCGAUCCGUAUCCGAACGUCGGCACCAUUGAGUUUCUGGCCAACGAGCUGAGCCUGGCCACGCGGACCAUCACCAAUUGGUUCCACAAUCAUCGUAUGCGGCUCAAGCAGCAGGUGCCACACGGCCAGCCGGGUCAGGACAAUCCGAUACCGAGUCGGGAGAACACCAAUGCCACGCCCUUCGAUCCCGUCCAGUUCCGCAUCCUGCUGCAGCAGCGUCUCGUCGAGCUGCACAAGGAGCGCAUGGGCCUCAGCGGUGCGCCCAUUCCCUACCCACCGUACUUCGCGGCCGCCGCGCUCCUCGGACGCAGUCUCGCCGGUAUUCCGGGUGCUGCGGCCGCAGCGGGCGCUGCAGCUGCGGCAGCGGCAGCUGUGGGCGCCGCGGGCGGCGACGAGCUGCAGGCAUUGAAUCAGGCGUUCAAGGAACAGAUGAGCGGACUGGACCUCUCGAUGCCAUCGCUGAAGCGCGAACGCAGCGACGACUAUCAGGACGAACUGGAGAUGGAUGCCAGCGGACACAAUAUGAGCGACAACGAGUCCAUCGAGGGUGGCCACGAACCCGAACCGAAUCCCGUCUCCGACUACGAGAAGGCGCUCCACAAAACGGCGCUCGCCUCGGCCGCCGCGGCAGCUGCUUACAUGAGCAAUGCGGCGCGCAGUUCACGCCGCAAGCCAGCGGCACCCCAGUGGGUGAAUCCCGCUGCAGCCAGCACUCCCAACACACCGGCGGGUGUGGUCGCUGCCGCUGUGGCCGCUGCGGCUGCGGCUGCAGCUGCUGCCGGCGAGAGCAGCGAGCGGAUCAUCAACGGAGUGUGCGUGAUGCAGGGAUCCGACUACGGUCGGGAGAAUGACAACGACAACGAUAUGGACAGCAUGAAGGGUGCCGGCGAUGCGACUGGCAACGAGUCCGAGCACGAUCAGCACGCUCAGCUGGAGAUCGAUCAGCGCUUCAUGGAGCCCGAGGUGCACAUCAAGCAGGAGGAGGACGAUGAUGAUGAUCAGCAGCAGCAGCAGCAACAGCAAUCCGUGGUGGAGGAGAGCGGGAGCGAGGCCGCCGAGAAGCAGCUGAAGGUGAUCAACGAGGAGAAGCUGCGCAUGGUUCGUGUGCGGCGUCUCAGCAGCAACGGCGAUGCUGAAGAGCAUUGCUCCCAGCAGGCGACAGCAGCCACAACGCCAGCAGCCACAGCAGCAGCAGCAACAGCAUCGUGGAACUAUUAAAGAGGAAGUGAAAGUGCAAUGUGGAGUUUACUUGUGAUUAAGUUUGGCAGCAGACCCAGCAAAAAGCGAAGAAGAAGAUGGAGAUCAAGAUGAUAAUGUUUCGAUUGAUACACGAAGAAUAUAUAUAUACAUAGCACACAUACACACAUAUACCUAGCUCGUAGACCUCUAUAUUAUAUAUAUACACAUACAUAUACCUAUAUAUAUAUAUAUAUAUAUAUAUUUAGCAUAUAAUUGAAAAGAAUUUUUUUUUUGAUCGUAGUUCGUAGGUAAAAAGUUUAGAGACGCUAUGCGAAGCGCAAAAGUAUUAAAUUGUUGGCUUCAAACUUGCCACGUGAACACUCCCUUUCCCCCCCCCCCACUCCCUACUUUUUCCUUGCCCAACAACAAGUGAGAACAAGAAGAUGACGAUGACGAUGACGAAGACGAAGACGAAGAAAAACACUACCUAAAAACUCUACCAAAAGCCAAAUCUGAUCUGAGGCGCAGAUUUUGCAAAACGAUUUUUUUGAUUUCUUUACGACUUGAAGACUGUAAGCAAAUGGCGGUAGAUUUUUACAAUUAUUAUUAUAUUACUAUUAUUAUUAUUAUUAUUAUUAUUGCUAAAUAUAUUAUGACUAUUAUCAUUAUUACCAACAUUUUUUUUUCCUGCAUUGUUAAGUGUAAAUAGAUAAUCAAUAAAAUAUGAAAUAUACGAUAACAAAAACAAAAAGCAAAAACUCAAUGCCGUUCUGUAAAUAGUCGAAAAUUCGUAGGCAUCAAAUGUUCUUUUAUAUUUUCCUAACUAAAUAUUUCAUUUAAUUUAACAAACCAUAUUUUUUUUUUUGCGCUAAAAAGUUUUAACUAUCUUUUGAUCUCAAGCAGCACCGACUCAUACAUGAAACAUAACUGAUAACUAAUAAAAUCAACGCGAACGAACAUCAAGUUAAGAAUACACAAAAAACAAAACAAAACAAAACCUGAAACUCGAACAACAAAAGGCGAACCCAAAGUAAAAGAUAGUUAAAAGUAAUUCUUAAAAAAAAUGAUAACAAAACAUAAACUUUAAAAAGAUAAAGUAAUUUCUUCACAUUUAUUUCUAUUUUUUAUUUCGAACCAAAAGAUAAAGAAACAUAAAAUUAAAGUAUAUAAAAAUCUAAAUACAAUAAAUUUUGUAAAUUUUGAAUUUACGUAAAAAUAAUUAACGCAAAUUAAUGAAAGAGUAUGUAAAACACGAUGUAAACUUUAUAAACAAUAUAGCAAAAUGCACUAAAUUAUUAUUUAUAAUACUAUAUGAAUAUAGAUAUUAUAUAGUAAACAUAUAUACACACACACAUACAAAUUAAGCAUUAUGCCGUUUAUCAACAUAAUAUAAAAGUACUUUAAAUUUGUAUUACAAAUAGCAUAAUUUUUUUUUAUUGUAAACUAAAAUAUUGCAAACAGAAAAAAAAAACAAAAAUGAAAACGAAAACGAAAAAAAAAAUGAUUAAUGAAAACAGAACCGCAUAUCGUACUAAAGAAAAUUUCACAAAUUAAACAAGAAUAAUUAAAAAUAAUAAUAAUAAUAAUAAUAUUCAUAAUGAAGUAAAUAAAAUAUUACAUUUAAGGGAGCCAAUUUUUUUGCCUAGCACCUAAGUUAAAACCGAUGAUGAAAUGAUGACGAUGAUUGAUGAAAAACAUUGUUUUCCUAUCGAACGAAAACCAACACAAUUUUUAAUCAUUAAAUACACACAUUUUUUUCGCUAGGCUAAACUUUAAGCUAAAUUCAAAAUGUUUCAAAAUGGCAUAAAACCAAAAAAAAAAAUAUUAAAAAAAAUGUCACAGAGGAGAAAAAUCCCACUCACAAAAAAAAAAAAAACAAACAAAAAACAUUUAUGCAUAGGCCCAAAAUUUGCCGCGUUAUUACUAAAUAUAUAAUAAAGAAAAAACACAAUUUAAUGAAACUAAAUUUAAAAAAUUAUAAAAACAAAAAAAAAACAUAUACCAAACACAUUUCAAUACCUAAAAAAUACAAUUUGCGUCUUCAAACGAAAAAAACCAAAAAACAAAACAAAUUAUUACAAAUAUUUAAAACAAAAAAAAAGCAAAAACUAAUUAUUCAAACAAACAAAGAAAAACAAAAAAAAUUGAGAAAUGCGAAAACAAAUUUUUGCCGCUGACUGCAAAUUUGUUAAUGAAUUAUUUUAAUUUAAUUUAAUUUUUUUUUUUAGUUAUUACAUUAAACGUGUUAAAUACUUUGCAUUUUCAUACGCUUUAGCUAAAUAAUAAUUACAAGUAUAAUUAAAUAAAUAUUUAUGCAUAAUAUUUACACAAUACACACACACACAUAUUCACAUAUAUGUGUAUAUACAUAUAUAUACAAUAUAUAUAAAACAAAAGAAAAACAAAAUCGAAAGAAAGAUAAAAAUAUGAAAUAUGUUUAAAGUUGAAUGAAAGAUGAAUCCCACAUAAGAAGAUGAUGGCAACAAUUAGUUAUAAUUAUUUUUUAAAGCGACUAAUUUUUUUUUUUCGUAUUAUAAUAAUUAUGAUCAAUUUUUUUAUUAUUAUUAUCAUUAUUAUGAUUAUGUAAUUACGAUAUAAAUGAAAAACAAGAAAAACAAACAAAACAAAACAAAACAAACAAAAACAUACCAAUAAUACAUGAACAUAAAUGAAACUUUAUCAAAUAAAAAUGUUUUCUUAAACGAAAAAAAAAACCCAUCGAAACCCUUUUUAAUUUAUCAUGAAGCCACAUUCCACCAAAAUACAAUUAUAGGGUCUUAUCAUUUAUCCCCCGCCUCCCUCCUCCUCCUCCUCCUCCGCAUCCCAAAACGAGAGAGGAACAGGCGAAAGCAGAGGAACUAUAGUACUCGCAAUCUAUUUUAAAUACCUUCAAACAAACACAUACGCACACAUUGAAACAGGGAAGCAUGCCCCUCCCCCUCCCUUAAAUAUAUGAAAUUGAAUUGACAAGAAAUAUAUUAUUAUGAUAUUAAUAACAAUAUGCGGUGCUAGUCAAGUUUAAACAACAAUAAACAGUUGCAGCAGAUACAGAUACAUUUACAGAUACAGAUACAGAUACAGAUAUUUAGAUACACACACAUGAAGAUACAUUAGAGAGAACAUCUUAAAUAGCAUAUAGUCAUGUAGGAAGUGAAAUUUUUUGCAUAGAUCCCAGUAGUAUUCAGGAGUAGUGAAUUCGAUAGUCGCAUAUCGAUCGAUCGAAAUAAUUCAAUAAACGAGAAUAGAGCAAAAGCAAAGAAAAAAAAACGGAAAAUUAUACGUAAUUAAUUUUAACAUUAGCGACAUACAAAUAAUAAUAAUAAUAAUGAAUAUGCAAAAUCAAAAUAUAUACUAUAUAUACAACUAAAGAUCAUAAUUGUAAAUAUGAAACCUAUUUGAAUGCGAGUAUUUGAAUUUAGCAAAGAGAAAGAACGAAAAGUAAACAAAAUCAAAUACAGAAUAAACUGCAUAAGAAAUUAUCCUUCCAAUUCUACACGAAAAAAACAAACCGAUGCAAAUUUCGAAAAUUACAAAAAUAUAAAUGUAAUUUCCUUAUCUAUUUUUCUUUUUUUUGUUUGUCAAAGCUCAAACUUUGUAGCAGGAAUAGAAAUGAAUUUAAGCCCACGGUGAUAUAAAGUCUUACACACACACGCACAUAAAAAAAACAAAAACAAAAAAGAGAAAGAGAAAGAGAAAAAAAGAAACUACAAACAAUAAACCAAAAGAGAAUUCUGUUCGAGUUUUUUGCCAAGUUACAGCAUGUACAUAAAAUAGUUGAAAAAGGAAAAAUAAAAUAAAUAUUAUACAAAGAAAAGAAAAAAAAACAGUUCACAUCUUAAAACAGACCAUAUCAACAUUAUAUUAACUAUAAUGGUAUUGCGUAGAGUUAUACUAUAUAUAUAUAUAUAUAUAUUCAGUUAUUUUAGCAAUACACACACACACACAUACGAUUACGAGUACAUAUAGUAUUAUAGAUUAAAGAUGAGAAAUACAGUUACAGUUACAUACAUACACACACACACACCCAUUACGUAGAAGAAAAAUGAAAGAAAUCAACGCAAAACAGAAGAAGAAGUUUCACUGCGACUUCUAGAAGCUCUCUUGAGUUAUUCAGAUACUUCAGAUCUAUACAUAUAUUCUUAUUAUGAUUAUGACAGAUGAUAAUGACGCAAAACCAACCAAUACACCGUUUUCAGUUUCAAAUCCGCCCAGCAAGAGAAAUUACAAAAAAAAAAAAAGAAAAUGAGAAAAAGAAA
Messenger RNA from Drosophila sulfurigaster albostrigata, 12907 nucleotides. It is a transcript of the gene cut, whose product is annotated as homeobox protein cut. Gene Ontology annotation, molecular function: DNA binding; DNA-binding transcription factor activity, RNA polymerase II-specific. The record is from RefSeq and is a predicted model, not a curated record. NCBI's taxonomy places the organism in Eukaryota, Metazoa, Arthropoda, Insecta, Diptera, Drosophilidae. Gene Ontology annotation, biological process: regulation of DNA-templated transcription. The transcript has 9 exons. The coding region runs from base 1632 to 8690 and encodes 2352 amino acids.